UAUGGCGGCUUCCCUGAACUCGCGGGAAGACGAAGAGUCUAUCGAAUCAACGGUAAACGAAUGGCUGCUAGAUUUCGCUUGUUACACGGCAUGGAAAGAAUUUAGGGAAAAGGGAGCCGUGGAUGCAUUUGCUACUCGAGAUUUAAUUCAAGGAGUACUGUGUCGUCCACUCAAGAACUCCUCCGUGAAGAAGAGCAGAGUCCAGCUGCUGCUGAUUCUGUGCAAGUUGUCCGAUGGCGAGGACUACGAUGCCCGGUACACCAGCACCUCCAAUCUCACCGUCUUGGAGGAGGUGCUGGCAUCGUUUGACUCCAUCAUCAAGGGCUACGACACGUCCUCUAACGUCAGGAUGCAGUCUGCCAAACACAGAGUUGCCAUCAUGACGCAGGCUGUCUAUGUUUGCUGUCGUGCUGGAGAUUUCGAUCUGGCCAAGGAAGUGUUUGACAGACAGUGGUCAGAUCCAGAAGAGACUGAAAAGGCCAAGAAAUCAGUCAUACAAGCGGUACUAAAGUCCAAGAACUCCAAACAUAAAGAUGUUAUGAAGGAGACAUAUAGGUCCUUCCUUGACAUCAUGCAAAACUUUCUACAUCUAAUCAUUGAUACUCAUGAGUACAUCGAAGAACCGUUUUUGUUGAAGCUUGCCAGGGCAUAUGCGGAAACAGAACGGAGGGAAAACAUGAAUCAGACGCCCAGGAAGAGAAGGAAACUGAACCUGCAAGACAUCAAGACAAUAUCGGCUCAUGAAGGAAUUCUUGUCGACAAUGAAAACAUCACUCUCCCAUCCAACAAUGGAGAUGAGUUCAACAAGAAGCUGGACAGAUAUAGGAACAAGACGGUCAACGGCAUCGUUACGGCAGCGCUGCAGGACAGAAACAACUCCAACAUGGACGACGAGUCAGGGGGAGAUGAUGAUGACUCACCAGACACAGACAGAGGCAGCCAUUCAAGCGACUCUAGAAGCCCAGGAAGAGAUCAUUACAGUAAACACAAGAGUAAAAGCCCUUCAGAAAGAAGAAAACUGUUACUUUCAACACAAAAAACGAGAAAACGACUUGCAAAGACAACAGAGGCCCUAAGGAAGACUGUUCACGGUGUGCAAGCAGUGUCAUCAUCCCCACAAUCAAACAACAGCAGUAAGAGGAAGGGGAGUGUGAAAUCCUCAGAUUCAGGACGUUCUGGAGAAGAAACACCACGCUCACGAUACAGAGACCAGUCCCGAGAUCGUGACAUUAGCAACAGGUCGCGAGAUGGAUCUUCACGGUCUCCACACACAAGUCCAUCUAACAACCUUCAGAAGUUCCGGUACAGGAAGAAUGUUAACAGAAAGGACCGCCAUGUCUAUGACAUGCCCAGCUCAGAUGAUAUGGAGAGUGUGGAUCUGACGGACGAGGAAUAUUCUGAUGAUGAAGUGUCAUCCCGAAAACAAAUUCGUCUGGAAGGGCAACCGAAAGUGUGGCGGAGCUUGCAGCCUAAGUCGCGCAGGGUGAAGCGCAAGGGUGGCUCCAGGAAGUUCUGGACUCCCAAGGAAGAGGAGGAAUUCUACAAUGCAGUCCAGGAGUUCGGUGUGGGGAACUGGACAAAUGUGAAGACCUACCUACAGACAUUCAGGUCAUCAGUAGAUCUGAAAGAUAAAUGGCGGAAUUUGGAACGAUGUGGUAAAAUGAAAACUUUGUCAAAGAAAUUUGGAAAAGUUGUGUGAGAAUAUUUUGAAGCAGAUAAGGAGAGAAAAUCUGCAAAAGUGUUUGGAUACAAGAGCAACUCGUGUCAACUUGACUAAACUUUGCGCGUCUGUCUGCUCCAGGUAUUGUUUACAGUGUGAGACUCCGGGGCAGUCUAAGGAUACAGUUCCUAGCUGAACAACAUUUGUAACUGACCGUAACAGUUGUAACUUUUUAUUGUAUAUGCCAUGAGUUUGUUUAACAUGGAUUGAUGUCAGCUGCAUUUAUAGAGCUUGUUUUGGAAUGUGUCCAAGUCCCCCGGUCAGUCUUAGAGAUUCUCGAUAAAACUGGUUUGAAUUAUGAGGUGCCACAAUUUGCUGUACGGAGCAGGUGCCACAAUUGGCUGUACAGAGCAGGUGCCACAAUUGGCUGUACAGAGCAGGUGCCACAAUGUGCUGUACGCUGGAGGUGCCACAACUGGCUGUACAGAGCAGGUGCCACAAUUGGCUGUACAGAGAAGGCACCACAAUUGUCUGUACAGAGCAGGUGCCACAAUUGUCUGUACAGAGCAGGUGCCACAAUUGGCUGUACAGAGCAGGUGCCACAAUGUGCUGUACGCUGGAGGUGCCACAAUUGGCUGUACAGAGCAGGUGCCACAAUUGGCUGUACAGAGAAGGCACAAUUGGCUGUACAGAGAAGGCACCACAAUUGGCUGUACAGAGCAGGUGCCACAAUUGGCUGUACAGAGAAGGCACCACAAUUGGCUGUACAGAGAAGGCGCCACAAUUGGCUGUACAGAGAAGGCACCACAAUUGGCUGUACAGAGCAGGUGCCACAAUUGGCUGUACAGAGCAGGUGCCACAAUUGGCUGUACAGAGCAGGUGCCACAAUUGGCUGUACAGAGAAGGCACCACAAUUGGCUGUACAGAGCAGGUGCCACAAUUGGCUGUACAGAGAAGGCACCACAAUUGGCUGUACAGAGAAGGCACCACAAUGUGCUGUACGCUUGAGGUGCCACAAUUUGUGGACAGAUUAAGUGUUUCUGAGUCUCAGGGGAAACCCUGACAGUUAAUCGAAAUGCCCGGUCUCCCUGAUGAUGUUACUGGGUU
This is a messenger RNA of Haliotis rubra (blacklip abalone), 2767 nucleotides long. Its product is annotated as myb-like protein F. The coding region runs from base 2 to 1699 and encodes 565 amino acids. Gene Ontology annotation, cellular component: nucleus; chromosome, telomeric region. The record is from RefSeq and is a predicted model, not a curated record. Gene Ontology annotation, biological process: protection from non-homologous end joining at telomere. Gene Ontology annotation, molecular function: telomeric repeat DNA binding. The transcript has 15 exons. NCBI's taxonomy places the organism in Eukaryota, Metazoa, Mollusca, Gastropoda, Lepetellida, Haliotidae.